Fragaria vesca subsp. vesca is the source of this 1762-nucleotide messenger RNA. RefSeq names its product serine/threonine-protein phosphatase 7-like. NCBI's taxonomy places the organism in Eukaryota, Viridiplantae, Streptophyta, Magnoliopsida, Rosales, Rosaceae. Bases 214 to 1572 code for a protein of 452 amino acids. Gene Ontology annotation, molecular function: protein serine/threonine phosphatase activity. Gene Ontology annotation, cellular component: cytosol; nucleus. The transcript has 4 exons. The record is from RefSeq and is a predicted model, not a curated record.
ACCGAUCCGGGAAUAUACACCUGUAUUACCAUCUACAUUCUACGCACGAAAAAUCUCUUGGCAGUAACAAGCGACAAGUUGCAGGAGGGAGAAGAAGCAAAAGGAAAUCUCGAAAGUGACAACUAAAUCCAGUUCGCUCUCAACUCUCAUCUCUCAACUCUAAGACAGACAGACACACAUCAAUGAUUGGGUAGAAUUACUGAGAAGCCAGACAUGUCAUGCAACUGUGAUACAGAAAUCCCACCUCUUCCUCCUCAAUCUGAAUCUCAACCAUCCCAAGAUCAACAACAAUCUUCAUCUCCAGAACCACCGAUCUUGGCCACAUCUCCGCCGCCGGAGCUAGAAUUCCCAAUCGAAUGGCCCCCCGAAGGGAACCUCAGCCUGGAGUGGGUCCAGAAUCUCAUGUCCGUCUUCGACUGGUCUUCAAGAAAUCUAACCCCGACCCAAUUCCAAGAGGUUCUUCCCGUCAAGGUUUUCGAUACCUUGGUUCUUACAGCCUCCAAGAUCCUCCACAAAGAACCCAACUGCGUCAUGAUCGACGACUGCAGCCCUGACUCCACCGUCGUCGUCAUCGGCGACGUCCACGGCCAGCUGCACGACGUUCUUUUUCUGUUAAAAGAUGCCGGGUACCCGUCGGAGAAUAGAAUCUUCGUCUUCAAUGGAGACUAUGUUGACAGAGGAGCUUGGGGUCUUGAGACUUUCUUGGUUUUGCUGGCGUGGAAGGUUCUGAUGCCUACGAGGGUGUAUCUUCUGAGAGGUAAUCAUGAAUCCAAGUACUGUACUUCUGUUUAUGGAUUCGAGAAUGAAGUGUUGGUUAAGUAUAGAGAUGAGCAUGGUAAAGAUAGAGUAGGGAAACAUGUGUAUAGGAAAUGCUUGGGUUGCUUUGAAGGGCUUCCUCUUGCGUCUAUUAUAAAUGGGAGUGUUUAUACUGCUCAUGGAGGGCUGUUCCGCAGCAUUGCGGUGACGCCUGUUAAGAGGCCAAAGGGGAAGAAGAAUAGAAAGAUAGUUAUGAAUUCGGAGACGAGUUCUUUGGUUUUGGGGUCUUUGGAGGAGUUGUCUAAGGCUAGAAGAUCGGUUCUUGAUCCUCCUUGGGAAGGUUUGAACUUGAUUCCGGGGGACGUGCUGUGGUCGGAUCCUUCGAUGAAGCCUGGCCUUGCUCCGAAUAAAGUUAGAGGCAUUGGUCUCAUUUGGGGACCUGAUUGCACUGAGGACUUUCUUAAGAAGUUUCAGCUCAAGUUGAUUAUCAGAUCGCAUGAAGGCCCUGAUGCGCGUGAAAAGAGGCCAGGUCUUGGAGGCAUGGAUCAAGGGUACACCAUUGAUCAUGUCGUGGAGUCAGGGAAGCUCAUUACUUUAUUUAGUGCUCCAGAUUACCCACAAUUUCAGGGUACCGAGGAGAGGCAUAGAAAUAAAGGGGCUUACAUUGUUCUGGAACCCCCUAAUUUUGAUCAUCCUGUAUUUCAUAGUUUUGAAGCAAUUGCUCCAAGACCACAGGUAAAAGCAUACUAUGAUUAUGAAGAAGCAAUUGAUUCUGAUGAGGAGUUGGACAUGGCAUCAAUGGCAACCAGCCCCUGAAGGUCCAUCAUCAGUUGGUGUUCAUAGCAAAUUUACAUUGUCUUGAUUUUGUUGUGUGAAUCUCUUUCUUUGUGAGUAAUUUUUUGAUCAAAUGUGAAUACUAUCAUUGGUAGUAUAACACAAUUCUUGUAGCUACUUUUGCUGUCUUCAAUUCUUUAGUGCAGUACCAUCAAGUUAGCUUGGUCAUUUG